AGUUUAUCUCGGGCUGACUUGAGUGCACACACAGCAUUAAUUGAUCAUGCGCAGCUGAUACAGUACCGAAUUGUGUGCUUACCAUUUUCAUAUGAAUUGCAAUUAAUAUAAAGAACACUAAAGAAAAUUAUUUAUAAAAAUAAAUUUUUGUGAAUUGGAUCGUUGAAUAUUCAGCUGUUAUAUGUGUGUGGCAGAAUCACAUUGUAUAGUUUGCUCUUCGUUCUGUAUUUUUUUGUGUAGUGACCAAUAAGGAGUCUAAUUUUAUUCAAUUUGCGCGUACUUUUUUGUAACUAAUUUAUUUGCAUUAUUAAGUGAUGUCGUUGUAGUGAAGUUCGAGCAAUUACGUGAAAAAGCAUUUAGUCAAUGUGAACUUGAAAAUGAAUUUGUAAUUUUACCAAUUAUGGAUUGUGUUCUAUACGGAUAAGAUAAAAAAUUUUGUGUUGUUCGAAAAAACAGUGUGAAAACGUUCAUGAUGUGAUUGUAUACUAUCCGUUAUACACAAAAUAUUAUUAAACUGAAACGGAACGUGAAGAUCCGGAAACAUUAAUGUUAUUGGAAAAUUGAUUUACGUUGAAUAUAAGUCCAAGUCAUGGCCGGAAUAUUUCGAUACAACACAAGUAAUGCGACUCCGAAAAAAAGGCCGACGUUGAGUCCGUUUUGCACAAGCCCCGGACAAUUGCAAGAUGUCACCAUGGAUAACUCAUACGCUAUGGGUUAUCGUUCGCCGCCAUUCGCCGUUCCAAUGUCUGGUGGAAGCACGUCGCCCGGUCAAGGUCGUUCGAUUCGCGAACAUGACGAGCAACUGAAUGCGUUACGGAAGGAGAAUUUCAAUUUGAAGCUGCGCAUUUAUUUUAUGGAAGAGAAGACUUCAUCCUCCAAUUUGCCGGAAAGUUCGGAAUCGCUGUUUAAAGAAAAUGUUGAUCUUAAGGUUCAAGCCGAAGCUUUACGUGUCGAACUGAAGGAAAAACAAAAUCUAUUGUGCGAGGCUGCAACUGCAUUGGAACUGAUGGAACAGUCACAAAAGUCGAGAGAAGAGGCUUGCCAAUCAACCAUCGAGGAACUGAAUAGGAAAAUUGAAUUUUUAGAGAUGGAAAUUCAUUCGAUGGAAAAGCAUCAGGAUAAUACAAGCAUCGGUGAUUAUCUGGGUCGGUCGAUCGUGGAAUGUGAUUUCAAGAGCAGUGCUCGGGAAUCGAAUGUUAAAUGUAUUGAGUCAACCGAACAAAUGAUCCAAACGGAAAAGUUGUUGAGAGAAAAGGAAUGCGAAGUCGAAUUAUGGGAGGAGAAAUACAAUAAGCUUAAGGAGGAGUACUCGACACUGAAGAAUGAUAAUGAGAAAAGCUUCGAGCAAACCAAAUCGUUGCAAACUACCAAUGACAGUAUAAAGGAGUUAGCUGAAAAAGACUGCAUUAUCAUCACACUCGAGGAUCAAUUGCAAGAGAAAACGGUGGAAUUGGAGAAGAAAAGUUCUGCAUAUGAGAAAGCCUGUCAAAGUGUGGCGGUAUUUAUGUCGAAACAAAAUGUAUUAGAGAAAGAAUUGAACCAAUUGCGUCAGCGACUGCAGGGUAAUGCAAGCACUGGUUCAACGCCAACCAAAUCUAGUCACUAUGAAGAAAUCGAAAGUCUUAGAGCCGAACUCGAUUCAGCACGUAAAGGGGCAGAAGAGGCGCAUAAAUGGAGACAAGACUGUGCUGAUGUGUGUGGCAUGUUAACUGUUCGACUUAAGGAGUUGGCUGAAUUCUUGGAUUCGUUGUUGAAGCACAAAGAUAUUCUGGGUGUUCUGGCUCAAGAUCGUCGAAAGGCAAUGCGAAAAGCGGUGGACAAGAGUUUGGAUCUUUCCAACAGCCUGAACAAUAUUUCACUUUCGAUGACCGGUCGCUUCUCGAUGAACAAUUCAAACCUAACGAACAUCAGUUCAUUGUCCGAUAUUUUGAACAUCAGUCUCGACAACAAAGAAAACGUCCAGAAUUCGUCAUUCGAUCAGUCAGUCAACAGUCAAUCCAUGUUGAUCGAAAUGUUACGGGCCGAAGUGCGCAACUUGAAAGGCGAGGUCGAGAAGAACGCGAAAAAGGAUCGAAAGAUGAUGCCGAUUGUCAUUGAUCCGAAUUCCGAUUCGGAGGCCUGGUCAGAACCGGAUCGUAAUGUUUCAUUUGCCCGUAUUGGACUAGAAGAAUCGUCGAAAUUCGUCAAUACUAGCAGGUCGACUGGACACGAUGUAUCCAAGUCGACAACGGCCAGUGAAGAUGAUUUGAACAAAUCGUCGCGCAAGAAUUCGCCGCUGAAAUACCAGGAACGAAUUGCCGAACUGGAACUACUUAUUGCGGAGAGGGACAAUCAAAUUCUGAAGACUCAGUGCACAUUGGUCGAGAAGGAUAAUCAGUUGCAGGCAGAGCAUUUGAAGUUACUCGAUAUGAACAAGGAUCUUGACAAACAUCAAAAUGUGAACGAAAUGCUGGAAAUCGAAAUUGUCGAAUUCAAAGGCAAAGUCCAACAGGAUGCCAAUGAGUUGAAUCGGCUGAGAACAUUGCUGAGUGAAAAGGAGGCUGCUUUGCAGCAACUAACUACUGAACGGGAUGCAUCCAAUGUUGAUCUGCGUGUGGCGACCAUGAAAUUAAGCUCGUUGACCGAUGACAUUGAAGAAAUGAAGAGUCGACAUGAUCGUGAAGUAAAUGAAAUUAUGGAAAAUCAAUCGAAAGCCAUGGACACCAUGAAACAAGAUCUGAAUGCCAAGUUUCAGUCGGAAAUGGAAAAGGACUACGUGGCAAAAAUGAAAUACGAUGAAAUUGUGCGUCAAUUAGAUACGGCUACCAGCAAGUACGCUGAAUCGCAAUCUAUAAUCGACUUAAUGAAGGACACGGAACAAGAUUUGAACUCCCACAUUAUCGAGGCCGAGAAGAAUAUUCGUUUGUUGCGCAGAAGUUUGGGCGAGGCAAGCUUAUUAGCAUCGCAGGCGAGUGUAGAGCGUUCGAAAGCAAUGUCCGAAAAAUUGGCUGUGGAACAAGAGAACAAUGAAUUGCUGGCCAAGCUGGAACAAGCGGCCAAUGUUAAAAUGGAGUUGAACUCGCGCAUUGGAUAUUUGGAAAAGUCGAACGCUGAGCUGCAGAAUACUCUGGUUGUGAAUGAUACGCAGUACAAGUUAACAAAAUCGGCUAGUCAAGGGAAUGCUCGCUACUUGUAUCAGUUGAGUGACCAGUCUGAUUUCACAUCCGAUGAACUGAAGCCCAGCAAUCCAUCACCGGAUCUGGGAAUUGAAAGUGAUGCGAUAAGAACGUCUGGAAGUGAGCUGAACCAAGACAUGGUCACAAAAACGGAUUCACCUUUUACACCGAAAUUGAGAAAGGUGACCAAGGCGAUGGGAAGUAUUCUAUUGGAGGAUGACGGAGAAGCUGAAACCACCACAAACAAUUCCCCAUCGAAGACUGACAAUCAGAAUGGCACUGCACCACAUAACUGUGCCGAAGUCGAUAAAGAAAAUGCCGAGUUAAAACGUAAACUUGCCGGCACACACAAGGCUUACACCAACAUUCUGGCUCAAUUGAAAAUUUCCAAUAAUCGUAAGGAGCAGGUGGAACGUGAUAUUCGGCGCGAAAUUUGUAAGACUCAGAAUGUACUGAAGAAUGUUCGCACCAAUAUUGAAAGUGUUGCCAAGAAUAGUCCAAAUGGCGGAUACAAAUCCGACCAGAGUUAAGUUUUGUUCCAUUUCGAAAUCUGUUCUCCUCGUUUUAAUUUUCUUCUUUGAUUUGUGAAUCUUUUAAUUAAUUUUACGAACUUUUUAACCUAAUUUUAUAAUUUUAUCAUUAUUUUGUCGAUCGUUCAUAUUGAAUGCUCACGCGCUACUAAAGAGACAAAUGUAAGUAUUUUUGAAAGGAAAUGAUUGAAUCCGAUAAUUAUACUGCUACGAAUAAUAAAAGAAACCAUUUUUGACGAAA
Bradysia coprophila is the source of this 3926-nucleotide messenger RNA. RefSeq names its product phosphodiesterase 4D interacting protein centrosomin (gene cnn). Gene Ontology annotation, molecular function: gamma-tubulin binding; microtubule binding. Gene Ontology annotation, biological process: centriole replication; establishment of mitotic spindle orientation; regulation of mitotic cell cycle spindle assembly checkpoint. Lineage: Eukaryota; Metazoa; Arthropoda; Insecta; Diptera; Sciaridae. The record is from RefSeq and is a predicted model, not a curated record. Gene Ontology annotation, cellular component: pericentriolar material; microtubule plus-end; microtubule organizing center.